AUGCCGCACGCCCGGUUCAUGAAACCAUUCUGUCGGAUGAUCAACAUAGAUCGGGAAGCUACUGACAAACUUCUCAAACAAGAGUUUUUGGUCUUGGUCAUGCCCUACCUCCACUGGGAAACAAGGAAGGCGUACGAGGACAUGCUCAAGGUGAUUGACAAGGUCAAGCAACGCAGCGAACCUCGCAGCAAUCAUCAGGGGGGAAAGCCAAAAUCCUUGGAGAUCCCAGAUACGACUUUCCAAGACGACAGGGAGCAGAUUCAAAUUGACAGGAAGCUGAUUCAGAAAUAUCUAUCUGGGUCGUCUUUGCACAUUCGCCGCACCCUGGACCAAUCUUAUUACUACACUCUCGCCGAUACCAGACUUCGAGAUCGAGAUAAGGAUCAGGUUGUCUAUCGAUACACAAAACAACUGCGCAACAAUUCAGAGAAGACGCCCGACACCUCUCCUCUGCAAAGCAUGCAAUUGGAACCAUUGAUGCUCAUGGUAGACCAAUGCUGGCUCUGGAUUCUGGAUGGAGAUACACUGCUGACAUGCUUCCCUCAACGAUGGGGCCAAGACGUCAAAUCAAAAGACGAGACUGAUGUGUUUCAGAGCAUCUUUGCUUAUCUUGAGCCGCAGGAACAUCUCAACCGGAUCAUGUGCGUCCAAGAUCUGGCCUUUUUCAUCAUUGACAGGUGUGCUGGAAACGUCCUGAAUCCAUCCCUAACGAGAGGAGCAACGUCCCAAUUUCUGGAGAUAUUUUCAAAGUCUAUUGGCGCCUUGGCGGAUAAGCAGACUAGUCGAUUCCGUGAACUGAUGUCACAGGUAGGACUUGAGGGAGGAAACCUUGACGAUCUUUUCGAUGUCUAUCCAGAGUUCACAUUACUCGAUGAGAUCAGGGAUGUUAUCGAAGAGCUGAGCAUGAUUGAGAAUAUCAACACCCAGCAAACUGAAGCCAUGGAGGAACUUAAAGAUAAGCGGCCGGACAAGUACGGGAAUUCACGUCCAACUAGGAGGCCCCGGCAUUUGUAUGCACCGGUCAUGUAUCCGGUACAGUUACAUUCGAGAUCGAUUGGCCGUAGAGCCACUGUCGAGAGCUUGUUCAAAAGUGCUCACCAGGUUUUGCAACUCCUUGAUCUGAAACAGAAGCAAGCGAAUGUGUCGGAAGCACGAUCUGCGCGAAAGUUUGCUGAGGAGACAGAAAAGCAGGGACAAUCUAUCCUGCUUUUCACUGUGGUCACGAUCUUUUUUCUUCCAAUGUCGACCCUGGCUUCCAUAUUCGGCCUGAAUGCGAAGCAGUUGAAUAAAGGCGAAAUGUCGCUUGGCAUCGUCUUUGCUUAUAUAUUUCCGAUCUCGCUUCUCGUCUUCGCGGCAUCCCUAUAUCUGGGAUUCAAACACAGAAUGCUACAAACCUUUUCCCGUCCACCCCAAGCCGGAACCGCGCCCAAGAAGCCGAACCGCUCUCUCAGUUUCUUCCGUCGGAUGCGAAGGUCGAACCCUAAGGCAGAAGAGCGUGGUCGGGACCCACAGGUCUAG
Messenger RNA from Coniosporium apollinis CBS 100218, 1518 nucleotides. RefSeq lists its product as uncharacterized. The coding region runs from base 1 to 1518 and encodes 505 amino acids. The record is from RefSeq and is a predicted model, not a curated record. The transcript has 10 exons. Lineage: Eukaryota; Fungi; Ascomycota; Dothideomycetes. Gene Ontology annotation, molecular function: cobalt ion transmembrane transporter activity; nickel cation transmembrane transporter activity; magnesium ion transmembrane transporter activity.